This is a messenger RNA of Trachymyrmex cornetzi, 3125 nucleotides long. Its product is annotated as carcinine transporter. The record is from RefSeq and is a predicted model, not a curated record. Bases 1356 to 3125 code for a protein of 589 amino acids. Gene Ontology annotation, cellular component: membrane. Gene Ontology annotation, biological process: transmembrane transport. The transcript is spliced from 15 exons. NCBI's taxonomy places the organism in Eukaryota, Metazoa, Arthropoda, Insecta, Hymenoptera, Formicidae. Gene Ontology annotation, molecular function: transmembrane transporter activity.
GAAGACGUUUUAAAUAGUCCAAAAUAUAAGAAGUAAAAUAUACUUCUUGCAUUUUGCAAAUUCGUGGAAAGAAUUAAUAUUCCAUUAAAUUUGUCGCAGUAUUUAACUGGAAUAGCGGUCAAGGUUUUAUGCUUAAGUAGCAGAACGCUUAUCGACCUCCGCGCGUGGUUUAUUUCUGGCUUGCAAGUUUGGCUCGUUCGAAACGUGGGCACCAACAGCACGCCAGAUAUUGUUGCGAAUUCAUAGAUAGCGGUACGAGAAUUGCGUGAAUGUCGGCAACUGGCUUGUGCGAGUGACGUCUGAGCCAGAUUCUACGUGCAAGACAUACGUAUGAAUGGAAGAAAUCAGAUAUAUUUCGAUAUCGUGAUAUCUUCAUUAAUAAACAUUAGUGACAGCGAGUUCUGCUUCGCGUGAAAGCCUCGUCAUUACUGUCGUCAUUUAACCACAUCGAUCGUAAAAAUACCACCGCAGGUGGUAACUAUAGACGUUAAAAAUCACUUAGUGGAAUGACAUUUCAUAUUUACAAUUAUCGUUACAUUUACAAUUGUUGAUAAUUGCAAAUUAUCAGCAUUUAUAGUCAAUUUGCAAUAAUUUAGUGGUUUUGUAGCAUUUAUAUAUCGACAAUUCUUCCUUGCAACGUUAUUUCUUCUACAACGUGGAACCUCAAGUGUAAUAAAUCAUAAAAUUCGACAUAAAUUAAAAAUUGAAUAUACAUGAGAAACGAAUAAAUAGUGCAACGAAAGAUUAAAAGCAGUUCAAACAGCAUAGAAACUAUUUCGAUUUAAAGAUGAGUAGAGAUGAGUAAGAGACACAGAUAUGCGUCAAUAUUGAAAGAUUUUAAGCUUUCUCUAAGAAAUAGGAGAAAAAGGAGGAGAGGAAGGAAAAAUAUGAAAAUUUGAGCGCUAUAAAUCUGCAAUAACUACAAUUAAAGAUACACACAAUCGCCAAGAGUCACGGACCCGAUGUUUUCGAUUCUCAAGAAUAAAAAGUAAUGACGUUGACACUGUCCACGAACAGAAAUUUCAGCCAUUAGUUUCUUGAAAAAAUAAACGCGAGAAUAAAUAGUAGAAUAACAUUAAGCAUCCAGAAAUCAUUUAAAUAUUACUGUUAUUUGCAAUUAACAAGGAAUUUAGAAUUUAAAAAUAUAAUAAAAUAUAGCAAAGUUCUUAAUUUAGCAGGUAUAAAAGCAUCAUUAAUCUCGCAUCAGAUCGUCAAACUCGUGCUUGAUCUUCAUUAUUAUCUCGAUCAAGACGCGUGUCUAACAAGCCAUUUGAUCCCAUCACGUUCGGACAACACUAGCUGCUCAGAUCGCUUCAACUCAAGUCGUUUGACAUCUCUACGAGGAUAUAUACUGCAUGGACUUUGCACUGUACCCUAAGACGAUGAAGAACGGCGUGAAGAACCCCAUAGAUACCGCAGAUCCGAAUGAAAGUGUCACGUUGACAAGGUCAAAGUUGGAGACCUUCGAUGACAUCUUGCCAUACGUCGGUGACUUUGGUAGAUAUCAAUGGCUGCUUCUAUUGGCCUUGCUUCCCUACAGCAUGGCAUAUGCCACCCUGUACUUCUCGCAGUUCUUCCUUACCCUGGUACCGCAGGAACAUUGGUGCAAGAUAGAGGAACUAAUGUCUUCAAACCUUACGCAGGAAGAAAGAGUGGAGAUUGGCGUACCAAGGUCACAGAAUUAUCCGUACUACGACCAAUGCCAUCGAAGGGAUUUGGAUUUCUUCGCUCUUGUAAAUCAUAGGAAAGACAAUCGCUCGAUCGAAUGGAAGGCAAACAAAACCGUGUAUUGCAACCAAUGGGAAUACAAUUUCACGCAGAUCCCUUAUGCUAGCAUAGCGGCUGAGCUAGAUUGGGUAUGUGACCAAGAAUACUUCAUAUCGACGGCACAGUCGAUCUUCUUCUGCGGUUCCAUCGUUGGUGGCUUGCUCUUCGGAUGGGUCGCCGAUCACAGAGGCCGGAUCCCUGCUUUGAUGCUCUGCAACGGCAUCGGACUUCUGGCUUCGAUCGCAACUGCGAGCGCGAAUACUUUCUGGUCCUUCGCAGUUUGUAGAUUUCUCACUGGUCUGGCUUUCGACAAUUGCAUCAACAUCCCACUGAUUAUCGUGCUCGAGUAUAUGGCCGUGAAGAGGCGAACCCUUGUCGUUAAUGCUGCAUUCGGCAUAUACUUCGCCGCUGGAAGCACAGUUCUGCCAUGGAUUGCGUACUAUGUCGCGAAUUGGAGAUUCUUCGCCUAUGUUAGCGCAAUCCCGAUGAUGAGCGUCUUCAUCACGCCAUGGAUUCUUCCCGAAAGCGCUCGAUGGUUCGUCGCCAACGGCAGAAUAGAUAAAAUGCUGCAGAAGCUGCGGCGGAUAGCGAAGAUCAACAAGAAGUACCCUGACAUGCGCAUCUUCGAGGUCUUCGUCAGAAACUUGACCGCGACUGAUACCCAGAGGGAAAGCGCGACCAUCUUCGAUAUUCUGAAAUCACCACGUCUAGCAAAGAAUACCAUUCUACUAAUCUUCUUUUGGUCCUUGACGGUGAUAGCUUUCGACGGCCACGUAUACUCCCUCAAGCUGAUCCCGAGUUCGGUGUUUGUGUCCUUCUCCCUCGCCUGUUCGACCGAACUGCCGGCCGGGCUGUUGCUGACGUUGCUAUUGGACCGCUGGGGUCGCCGAUUCUGCGGAUUUAUCACCCUGGCCAUGACUUGCCUUUUCAGCUUCGCCGAACUGCUGUUACAGUCGAUCGCAGCGAAGCUGACGAUGUCGGUGCUCUCGCGAUUUUGCCUGAAUAUGGCAGCCAAUGUGGGCCUUCAGUACGCCGCCGAGCUGCUGCCGACUCCCAUUAGGACGCAAGGUGUUGCAUUGAUUCACAUUUUUGGCAUUAUUGCCCAUUCCAUUGCGCCAUAUGUGGUGGAUAGUGCCAAGAUUUGGUACGGGCUGCCGAUGAUGAUCAUCAGCAUCGUGUCAUUUGCAGCCGCUGCCCUAAUAUUGUUCCUACCGGAAACACUCGGUCGCGAUCUCCCGCAGACUCUACGUCAGGGAGAGGACUUCGGCAAGGAACAAAGCUUCUGGACGCUACCCUGCUGCGAUGCUACCCGACCGCGUUCGAAUCGACAACGAUAUUAUCAUUCAACCGAAUUAUAG